Messenger RNA from Doryrhamphus excisus (bluestripe pipefish), 1815 nucleotides. RefSeq names its product cholinergic receptor, nicotinic, beta 1 (muscle) like (gene chrnb1l). Gene Ontology annotation, molecular function: acetylcholine-gated monoatomic cation-selective channel activity; transmembrane signaling receptor activity. NCBI's taxonomy places the organism in Eukaryota, Metazoa, Chordata, Actinopteri, Syngnathiformes, Syngnathidae. Gene Ontology annotation, cellular component: postsynaptic membrane. The record is from RefSeq and is a predicted model, not a curated record. Gene Ontology annotation, biological process: monoatomic ion transmembrane transport.
UAUGGUCCCAACCAAGCAAAGACAAAGGAGACGGAGCUGCCAAAAGGUAAUAGAUGACUUAGAGUGGAGGUACCCAACCUGGAGCUACUGAAAACCACGGCUUUGAUCUUGCUUGCAACUGGGUGCCUGUAGAGGUGGUCUUUGGUCUUCCACAAGAAGAUGCCAUGAUGGCCACAAGUGGACCAAUGAGGAAGAUGAUGAACGUUCAUGUGCGGAUCAACCAGCUCAUCUUCGCAUUGUUUUGUCUCUCCUUUACCGGUGCGUCAGAAAUAGAGCGGCGGCUGCAUCAGAAAAUCUUUAACAACUACAACCUGAAGGUGCGGCCCGCUCAGUACUGGGAGGAGAGAGUGAUGGUGCGGGUGGGGAUGACCCUUUCCCAGCUCGUCAGCUUGAAUGAAAAGAACGGAGAGAUGACGACCAACGUUUUCAUGAAUCUGGAGUGGAAAGACUACCGCUUGUCAUGGGACCCAAAGGAUUAUGACAACAUUAAUGUUUUAAGAAUUCCUGCCAACAAGGUGUGGCGUCCUGAUGUCUACCUCAUAAACAACAAUGACGGUCAGUUUGAUGUCGCUCUGUAUGUCAACGUCUUGGUGUACAAUGACGGCACAGUCAACUGGCUGCCGCCAGCCAUCUACCGCAGUUCUUGCUCCAUCCAGGUUGCAUAUUUCCCCUUCGACUGGCAAAACUGUAGUAUGAUAUUCCGUUCAUAUACCUACGACGCCUCGGAAGUGGAACUGCAGUAUUUUCUGGAUGAUCAAGGCAAGGAGAUCCAGGAGAUUGUCAUAGAUGAGAACGCAUUCACGGAGAACGGGGAGUGGGCAAUAUGUCACAAACCCUCAAGGAAGAACGUCAAGGACGACCUGUAUGAGGAUAUCACAUUCUACUUGAUCAUCGAGAGGAAGCCUCUGUUCUACAUCAUCAACAUCAUCGUUCCCUGCAUUCUCACAAGCGUCUUGGCUAUUUUUGUCUUCUACCUUCCCCCUGGAGCAGGCGAGAAGAUGACCCUUUCCAUUUCGGUUCUGAUUGCCUUGACUGUCUUCAUGCUCCUGCUGGCGAACAAAGUCCCCGAGACGUCGCUGGCCAUCCCCAUCAUCGUCAACUACGUGAUGUUCACCAUGAUCUUGGUCACCUUCUCGGUCAUCCUGAGCGUGGUCGUCCUCAACUUGCACCACCGCAGCCCCAGCACACACAUCAUGCCCAACUGGGUUCGGAAGCUCUUCAUUAACUUCCUGCCAAAGUACAUUGGCAUGACACGACCAGAGCCGGACGAUUGUCUGCUGAAGGACGACUCUUGCAACGAAACCCCCGUCCACAACUUCAACGGACGCCAGCCUGGAGGGGAGUACUUCUUCCGCAAGAUCAACCCUGAUCUUGUCAUACCCUGGAGAGGCAGGUGUGACAGUCCUGUGCAGCUUCAGAGACUUCCAGAAGCAGAUGGAUUCUGUCUGAUCCUUCCUCCUAACCUGAAGUCAGCCAUUGCUGCCGUGACCUACAUGGCAGAGCAACUGAAGAAGCAAGACACAGAUGAUUCGAUAACAGAGGAUUGGCAGUUCAUCGCCCUGGUGGUGGACCGUCUGUUCCUGUGGCUCUUUGUUGUUAUCACCACGUUGGGCACCUUGGCCAUGUUCUUGGAUGCCAGUUUCAACUACACGCCCGACAACCCCUUCCCAUGAGGGAGCCCCAAACAAAAAGAAUCCAAAGUGUCAUGUUGUUGCUAAAUUUCUCCAACGCAGCUCAACAGAACAUAAGACUUUUCCAUCGUGGUGUUUGUUAUCAUCUACAAAAUGUCAUCUGUCAGUCAUAAAUGUAUGUCAU